CCCCACUAGAUCCCGAGGAGGUCACGUGAGGAGCUCUCACGGCUGCGUCAGCUGAUCUCGGCUGAGCUGUGGCAGCGGCGGCGGCGAUGGACUUUCUGCUGGGCAACCCUUUCAGCUCUCCCGUGGGCCAGCGUAUCGAGAAAGCUACUGAUGGCUCACUGCAAAGCGAAGACUGGGCUCUCAACAUGGAGAUCUGUGACAUCAUUAACGAGACAGAGGAAGGGCCCAAAGAUGCCUUUCGGGCCAUAAAGAAAAGGAUUGUUGGGAAUAAGAACUUCCGUGAGGUGAUGCUGGCUUUGACAGUUCUUGAAACAUGCGUCAAGAACUGUGGCCACCGUUUCCAUGUGCUGGUUUCUAGCCAGGACUUUGUAGAAGGUGUGCUGGUCCGAACCAUCCUCCCGAAAAAUAAUCCACCCACCAUUGUACAUGACAAAGUGCUGACCCUCAUACAGUCUUGGGCAGAUGCAUUCCGCAGCUCACCUGACCUGACAGGAGUGGUAGCUGUAUAUGAGGACCUGAGAAGAAAAGGUCUAGAGUUUCCCAUGACUGACUUAGAUAUGCUGUCACCCAUCCAUACACCACAGAGGACUGUGUAUACCUCAGAUUCCCCAUCAGGGCAAAACUCACCAGCUGUGGAUUCCUCUCAGACAGUAGAGUCUAUCUUGCAUCCUGUGUCGCUGCCAGUAGCCCCAGGAGCUUCAGCCGAGGCUCCUAUUGUACCUACUCCAGAGCAGAUUGGGAAGCUACGCAGCGAGCUGGAAGUUGUAAACGGGAAUGUGAAAGUGAUGUCCGAGAUGCUGACAGAGUUGGUGCCAGGGCAGACUGAGACCUCUGACCUGGAAUUGCUGCAGGAACUGAACCGGACGUGUAAAGCGAUGCAGCAGCGGGUUCUGGAAUUGAUCCCCCGUAUCCUCAAUGAACAGCUAACGGAGGAGCUGCUCAUUGUCAAUGACAACCUCAACAAUGUUUUCCUGCGUCAUGAACGGUUUGAACGGCUCCGAUCCGGACAGCCUACUAAGCAACACAACAAUACAGAAAAUGCAAGCAGUUUGAUUGACAUGGUGCCUAGUGUUACUCCAGCAGGGAAUGAAUCUGAGGCUCCCAACUCUCUUUCAACUCAGCUUGCAGGAAUGAAUCUAGGUUCUGGCAGCGUCAGUGCAGGGUUGCAGUCGCUUGAUCAUUCUGGCAAACUGGAAGAAGAGUUUGACAUGUUUGCACUGACCCGUGGCAGCUCCUUGGCUGACCAACGCAAAGAGGUGAAGUAUGAAGACCCUCUGGCCACCAAAGGACUAGCUGGAGCCUUGGAUGCCAGGCAGCAGAAUACAGGAGCUCUGGAGCCAGAAGCCCCGAUCUCAGAUUGGAUGAUGCAGCAAGGAAUGAUUCCUGUCUCCCAAGGUGCCCUCAUGGAAGAUAUUGAGCAGUGGCUCGGCACUGAUAAGGCUGAGGAUUCGAAAGGUGUCACCAGUGAAGAGUUUGACAAGUUCCUGGAAGAGCGAGCAAAGGUAGCAGAUCGGCUGCCCCUGCUUUCCAAUCCCCCCGCUGGAGCUCCUUCCCCUCCAACCAGCUCCGACCCUCACCGGAAGAAAGAGAAGGAAGACGACACGAUGUUUGCUUUAUAGCCACCCUACAGACUGGUGUGCUGUGGCUUCAAGAGGACCUGUGUGCUGCACUGCUCUCCUCCUCCAUGGGGAGGAGGGGCAAGGGAGGAGUGAUGGGGGCAGGGGGCCCUCCCUCUCUCCUUCCCUCCUGCCUCCCUUACUAGGCUGCUUUGGGGUUACGUUAAUCACUGCUGCAUCUGGGGACUUGAGAGAGAGAGAGAGAGAGAGAAAAGAAAGUGGUGGGAAGAGUUUGCAGAGAUGCCAAAUGCCUUGUCAAGAGGAGUUGGGUGGAUUUUGGAUUUCUCCUGUGUGGUUGAAGUAAGUAGUUUUCUUCUCCCUCAGUCCCCCCCCCCUCCUUUUCCCCCCAGUGAAGUGACUGUAAAAGCCAAGGUAGUUCCUAUCCAUUCCGCAAGCAGCUGCAUUUAGUUGUGAAAGUGGGCACCUCCCCUUCCACCUGCUUUCUCUGUCCUCUGUAUUUUUUUCCUCCUGUGGCUGAAUUGGAAUCAUGGACACUGUUUACAAUGACAAGAGAGCUGUUUUGAGUAGGCCAGUGCUGCCUGCAGGUUUCUGCUACACUUCCUCCCUAUUGUGCAAGAACCUCCUGAAUGUAUCUGCCGGCAUUGAGCAUCCUGCCAGCAGGCCAUACAAGUUUACCAUCGGCAGCACAGGUGUCCUUUUCAUGGCAGGCGAGGCAUCGCUGGUACCAGAACCUUCCAAGACCUGUCUUCGAUGCUAGACCUAUCUAGGAAGCAGACUCUCUUUUGAAAUGACCUCACUGAUCAUGGCUUCUCUCCCUUCUCUAUUGCCGUUCUCUUAAUGCUUCGCUGUAUCACCCAUCCCUCUUCAAACAGAGGGCCUGGGGUUCUUUUUGGUGUAUUAGAACACUAUAAGGAAACAGCAUUCACUGUGUUACAAGAUUAGGAGGUGAGCAGCUUGUUCGGGAUGAAAUGCUGAAUAUUCCAUGUACUUGGGAGACUUGCCUUUUAUAUUACAUAUUAAAUAAAACACCUAUGGACCUCA
Sphaerodactylus townsendi is the source of this 2618-nucleotide messenger RNA. It is a transcript of the gene TOM1, whose product is annotated as target of myb1 membrane trafficking protein. Gene Ontology annotation, molecular function: ubiquitin binding; clathrin binding; phosphatidylinositol binding. The coding region runs from base 87 to 1619 and encodes 510 amino acids. Gene Ontology annotation, cellular component: endosome; membrane. The transcript is spliced from 16 exons. Gene Ontology annotation, biological process: signal transduction. The record is from RefSeq and is a predicted model, not a curated record. NCBI's taxonomy places the organism in Eukaryota, Metazoa, Chordata, Lepidosauria, Squamata, Sphaerodactylidae.